AGGCGCAGGGCCGCAGGUGCAUCCGGGAUGUCUGCCCAGCGCUCCCGUUCAAACGCGCCGCCCCUUUCUCUGAGAGUUCCCGAAACCGCCGCUGGGGGCCGCCACUGUGCGGCGGUCCGUGUGGACAGUUCCACCUUCUGCCGCUGAGGACUGGGGGCGCCACCGCCACCACGGCCGGUAUUCUGAAUAUUCUGGUCAACGUGUUCUGUUUAUUGUUGAUCUGUGUUGAAAUUCGGCCAGGAUUCGCGUAACAAGCCACUAAUUAUGUUGUCCAGAGCUGCUUGCAGUGCGAGGACGCUACACGCGUUGAAGAAUGGAUGUAUGGACGCAGAGCGAUUGGGAAUUGCAAGCCAUAGAGUAUUAUGGAGUCAGCCCUCCAGAAAUGCUUCAACUCCAAUAAACACUAUUGUUAUGUUUGUUCCUGAGCAAGAGGCAUGGAUUGUCGAGCGAAUGGGAAGAUUUAACAGACUUUUGCAGCCUGGCCUUAAUUUUCUUAUCCCAUUUUUAGACAAAGUGAAAUAUGUACAGAGUCUCAAAGAAAUAACUAUUGAUAUUCCAAAGCAAAGUGCCAUCACUGCAGACAAUGUGAAUUUAAAUAUUGAUGGCGUCUUGUAUUUAAAAAUAACUGACCCUAAAAAAACUAGUUAUGGUAUAGAGGACCCUGAAUUUGCAAUCAGUCAACUUGCACAAACUACUAUGAGAGCUGAAUUAGGUAAAAUGAGUUUAGAGCAGAUUUUCCAAGAACGAGAAUCAUUAAAUGUGACUAUAGUUGAAGCCAUAAACAAGGCUAGUUUUGAGCCAUGGGGCAUCUCCUGUUUAAGAUAUGAAAUCCGUGACAUUACGCUGCCUGCACGAAUCACUGAAGCUAUGCAGAUGCAGGUGGAGGCAGAACGAAAAAAGCGAGCUGCAAUUCUCGAGUCAGAAGGGCAAAAAGAGGCUGCAAUUAAUGUUGCGGAGGGACAGAAGAAAGCAAGGAUCUUAGCUUCAGAGGCUGCUCAGUUGGAGAAAAUUAACCGAGCAAAGGGUGAAGCUGAAGCUCUUCUCACAGUAGCCAAGGCUAGAGCCACAGGUUUGGAUGCUGUUGCGGACUCUCUAAGGAAAUCUAAUGGAAAAAGUGCAGCAUCAUUAGUUGUUGCUGAGCAGUAUGUGAAUGCCUUUGAAAAAUUGGCCCGCACCAAUAAUACUCUUAUUUUACCAAGCAAUGCUGGAGAUAUAUCAAAUGCUGUAGGACAGGCUAUGUCUAUUUAUAGCACAAUUACUAGAAAUCAACUCUCUGAAGAUAACCAGAUCAGUCAGAGUCUCCCUUACAAAGGUUCCGAUAUUGAAGAAUACUUCAGUGAUCACGAAAACACUGAGGACAGAUGUGAUUCAAAAUCUACAUCACAUCCGCCUCCACCAACAACAUCUACCUGAUUGUAAGAAUGUUUAAUAAUUUCACUUGUGUGAAUUUGUUGUUGCCUGACAUCAUCCAAAACUUGAUACCUUCAAUGAAUUCAAUGAUUUACUUCAUAUCCAUUGAAGAUCUUGUUAUAGCAGAGUAUUUCUCCAUCACAUCUGAUUAAUUAUAGCAGAUUGGGCGCCAUUCCUUCAUUGUAACCAUAUUUUUAGCCAUACCACUGUGCUACCGUAGAUAUAUAAAGAGAGAUAUACAAUUUUUUGAAUAUGCCUGUAGUUGCUCCAAAGUAAUUUUUCUGGAUUGUUUUUGUAUACAUUGUCAUCAAAUCUUUCUUAACCAUCGUCUGGUACGGAAGUUUUUUACUCUUACUGGGUGUCAUCAUGUACCCGGAGGGUCUUUGGGGAGAAAAGAGAAAACCAAUUUUCAAUUUCGAAUUCUGAUUUUAUUUUUUUUCUUUUAGUGUGAACGGAAUAAAUUGUGCUUAAAGAG
Thrips palmi is the source of this 1885-nucleotide messenger RNA. RefSeq names its product stomatin-like protein 2, mitochondrial (gene Stoml2). Lineage: Eukaryota; Metazoa; Arthropoda; Insecta; Thysanoptera; Thripidae. The transcript has 9 exons. Gene Ontology annotation, cellular component: membrane. The coding region runs from base 265 to 1413 and encodes 382 amino acids. The record is from RefSeq and is a predicted model, not a curated record.